GCCAUCCGCCCUCCAGCGAGAGCAAGAAGCACCACGAAUCACACGACUGUCUUCAGCCGGAGUGUCCUGCGUCUUACCCCUUCCUGCACCUUCAGGAGCUCCCCGACGCCCUCGAAACCCUCAUUCACCCGCGUCCACGCCCCGCGCACGCCCACACCCUCCGCCAUGAGCUCCUCCUCCACCCCCUCGUCCUCCGCGACCGCCUCCUCAGCCUUCGUCCUCGUCCUCCUCUGCCUCGCCGGCCUCGCCUCCGCCCGGAUGCCCUACGUCUUCUCCUCAGGAUCCGAGUUCAUCACGGGGCAGGUGGCGCAGACGUUCUCGUGCGAGGGGCUGCCCUACGGAUACUACGCCGACGUCGACAACGCCUGCAGGGUCUUCCACAUCUGCCUUCCCAUCCCCGACGACCUUGGGCAGAUCGUCGAGACGGCCCACUUCUCCUUCAUCUGCGGCAACCAGACCAUCUUCGAUCAGCAGACUCUCACGUGCAAUCACCCCCAGGAUGCCUUCCCUUGCGACCAAGCACCUUCCCUCUACGAUAUCAAGAAUGCAGAAUUUGGCCGCAUCGAAAAUGAUAAUUUCUAAGUGUCGUUUAGUCAUUUUUUUUUUAUUGAUUUUAUUUACUAUAUUUUUUUGUGAUUUUGUAUACGGUAGACUUGUGAUAAUGUGGUGUUUAAGGUGAUUUUAAAAAAAUGAUUUGUGGUGAUGUUAAAAGGUGAAAAGAAAAAUCAUUUAGGUGUAUAUUUGAUGUGCAUUGAAAGUUAUACAUGACUUUUCUUGUAAUUAACAAUUUUUCCCGAUAAAGGUUUGUUAUUUUGGUAUCUAGAACACCAAUUGAAAUUUAUAUUCCUUUUAUCAUUACUAAAGAUAGCCCAUUAAUUCACACAUUUUGCUUUUCGAAUUCUACAUCACAAAUCAGUUUUGAUCUGGACAUUUCAUCGCCAUGCUAAAAUUAUUUCAAAAUAAACACACAACAUGCACAUAUACAUAUACAUAUGCAUAUACAUAUACAUAUACAUAUACAUACACAUACACACAUAUAUACAUACAUACAUACAUACAUAC
This is a messenger RNA of Penaeus monodon (black tiger shrimp), 1062 nucleotides long. RefSeq names its product U-scoloptoxin(01)-Cw1a-like. Gene Ontology annotation, molecular function: chitin binding. The coding region runs from base 166 to 582 and encodes 138 amino acids. The transcript has 3 exons. The record is from RefSeq and is a predicted model, not a curated record. NCBI's taxonomy places the organism in Eukaryota, Metazoa, Arthropoda, Malacostraca, Decapoda, Penaeidae. Gene Ontology annotation, cellular component: extracellular region.